Molecule: messenger RNA, 457 nt
Organism: Rhagoletis zephyria (snowberry fruit fly)
Lineage: Eukaryota; Metazoa; Arthropoda; Insecta; Diptera; Tephritidae
Biological process (GO): mitochondrial electron transport, cytochrome c to oxygen
Cellular component (GO): respiratory chain complex IV
Source: RefSeq, a predicted model, not a curated record
AAAGAAAAAAAUAAUAUUUUCAAUGCUUUUCUUGUCAUUCCUCUCUGAAAUAAAGUUGACAACGCCAAUUAAAUUGAAGCAUUUUAGCUUAAAAAUAGUUACGAAACGAAAGUUUUAUUGAAGAUAGGUCCCAAAAAUGACUGGCCGACUAGGAGUGCUCGUGCGCGGUGUACGCCAAUUUUCCACUACCACCAAGCUUUAUGGAGGUGGACAUGGUAGGCCGGGUUGCCCUGGAGAGAAUCUUCCAUUCGAUUUGAACGCUGGAAAAGUUAAGCUAACAAUGAUCAUGACACUUUUCUUUGGAGUUGGGCUAGGCGCUCCAUGGCUUGUCGUAAUGUGGUCGUUUAUCAAAGGCAAAUAAUAGCUGCAUAAUUUUAUUAUAGAAUGUACGAAUAUUCAAUAAAACUCGUUAUUUUAUAACUUUAGUUCUUGGAAGCUCGCAAGGGAAGGUUUUUAG